Echinops telfairi (small Madagascar hedgehog) is the source of this 2052-nucleotide messenger RNA. RefSeq names its product complement factor properdin (gene CFP). The coding region runs from base 578 to 1984 and encodes 468 amino acids. NCBI's taxonomy places the organism in Eukaryota, Metazoa, Chordata, Mammalia, Afrosoricida, Tenrecidae. The transcript is spliced from 10 exons. The record is from RefSeq and is a predicted model, not a curated record.
AACCCUGUGGUGUAGGUUGCGUUGGUGUGCACAUUUUACUGAGGAGGAAACCGGCUCCACUGGACAAGUCCAUUUGCUGCUGGAACACGGUACAGCUGCCCUUAACCCAGGCCUAACGGCCCCUUCCCCAGGCGCUGAAGGGUGGGCCUCUAGAACAGUAGCUAUCCCCAAUUCACUCUUUCUGUAUCCCUUUCCCCACAGUCCUGUUACUUCCCUUUCUCACUUCCCUUGCCAUGACCUUCCUCACCACGAUUGCAUCAGAAAAGAGGAGGGCCAGAGGUUAAAUUAGGAUGGAGGAUGAAGCAAUUACCUCCAUGUCCCUCCCCCACUGGGAAAUACUUCAGCCGUGUUCAGCAACCUCUGAGGUCCAGCCUAUAAUUGUAGUAGAGAAUCAGCCUUUUACAAAUAGGGAAAGGGAGAUCUCUGAAGUUUAACUGCUCUGCCUAAGAUCACACACUUUGGACGUUUGUCUUAUUCCAAAUCCCAAUGCUUCAUUUCUCCCCAUUCCUCCAACAGCCUGCUUCCCCUUUCCCUGCGGAUAAAGGCAGGUCUCCUCUGGUGGGACACAGUGCUCGACAUGACGGCCCACGCGCAGGCUUCUGGGUGGCUACUGCCACCGCUGCUGCUGCUGCUCACCUUGCCAGCCACAGGCGCCGACCCUGUACUCUGCUUUACCCAGUACGAGGAGUCCUCCGGCAAGUGCAAGAACCUCCUGGGGGGAGGUGUCAGCGCUGAAGACUGCUGUCUCAAUGCUGCCUAUGCCUUCCAGGAGCCAGGCAGUACAUUCUGCCAGGCAUGCAGGUAUGCACGAUGGUCACCGUGGUCUGGGUGGAGCCCCUGCUCAAGGAGCUGCUCUGAGGGCUCCCAGCUGCGGCACCGACGCUGUGUUGGCCGGGACAGGCAGUGCUCGGAGCAGGUAGGACCUGGGAUGCUUGAGUGGCAGCUUCAGGCCUGUGAGGACCAUCUGUGCUGUCCUGAGAUGGGUGGCUGGUCUGAUUGGGGGCCCUGGGGGCCCUGCUCUGUCACCUGCUCCAAAGGGAUCCGGACCCGCCAACGAGCUUGUGAUUCUCCUGCCCCCAAGUGUGGGGGCCAAUGUCCAGGAGAAGCACGUGAAUCAGAGCCUUGUGACACCCAACAGGUCUGCCCAACACAUGGAGCGUGGGCCUCCUGGGGCUCCUGGGGUCCCUGUCCAGGCUCCUGCCAAGGUAAAGCUCAUAUGCCUUUGGAGACACGAAGCCGCACUUGUUCCUCGCCUGAGCCUUCCACGAAGCCUCCAGGGAAGCCUUGCCCAGGCCUAGCCUAUGAGAAACGCGCCUGUACCGGCCUGCCACCCUGUCCAGUGGCUGGAGGCUGGGGGCCAUGGAGUUCCAUUAGCCCCUGCCCGGUGACCUGCGGCCUUGGCCAGACUCGAGAGAAUCGGGCCUGUAACCAACCCCCGCCCCAGCAUGGAGGUGCUGUCUGUGCUGGUGAAUCCACGCGGACCCACAUCUGCAACAGGGCCGUGCCCUGCCCUGUGGAUGGCGAGUGGGAGCCCUGGGGAGAGUGGAGCACCUGCGGCCGUGGGAAUGUGAGAAUUCCCAACUGCGAGGAAAUCCCAGGCCAGCAGACACGCUCGAGAGAUUGCAAGGGCCGCAAGUUUAAUGGUCAGCGGUGUGCUGGGAAGCAGCAGGAGAUCCGGCACUGCUACAACAUCCAUCGCUGCCGCUGGGACGGCUCGUGGUCAGAGUGGAGUGCUUGGGGCCUGUGCACCCCUCCUUGUGGACCCAAUCCCACCCGUGCCCGCCAGCGCCGCUGCAUAGCUCCUCUCCCCAAGUUCUCGCCCACUUUUUCCAUCGUGGAAGGGCAAGGCAUGAAGAAUGUGACCUUCUGGGGGACAAUGUGGCCGAAGUGUGAGGAGCUGCAGGGGCAGAAACUGGUGGUGGAGGAGAAGAAGCCAUGUCUACACGCACCUGCCUGCCAAGACCCUAAGGACAGGAAACCUUAACACCUCUCCCUUCAUCUCGGACCCCUUGCCCUCCCAGACUUCAAUAAACCAGGCACUUUGGGCUCUUC